This is a messenger RNA of Penicillium concentricum, 1050 nucleotides long. RefSeq names its product SDR family oxidoreductase. The record is from RefSeq and is a predicted model, not a curated record. Bases 1 to 1050 code for a protein of 349 amino acids. Lineage: Eukaryota; Fungi; Ascomycota; Eurotiomycetes; Eurotiales; Aspergillaceae. The transcript has a single exon. Gene Ontology annotation, molecular function: oxidoreductase activity, acting on the CH-OH group of donors, NAD or NADP as acceptor.
AUGUCGCAAAAGCAAGACCAAGUGAUCCUAGUCACCGGUUCCUCUGGCUUCAUUGCCACUCAUAUCGUGGAGGACUUUCUUCGUGCUGGCUAUCAUGUUCGCGGAACCGUCCGCUCAUCCGCCACGGCCGAGCUGGUCCGCCAAAGCUUCUCUCAAUUUACACCUCGAUUGAGUUUCGUGAUUGUGGAAGAUAUGGGCAAGCCAGGAGCAUUUGAUGAGGCAGUUCAAGGUGUUCAAGGCGUGAUUCAUACCGCAACCCCAUUCCAAAUCUUCAAUGUUGCGGACAAUGAGCGCGAUCUACUCCGUCCAGCCAUUGACGGAACCAUCAACCUCCUCAACUCCGUGCUCAAUCAUGCUCCUGAAGUAAAACGCGUUGUCGUCACUUCUUCUUUCGCCGCCAUGGUAGACAUCACCAAGGGCUCAUGGCCAGGUCACGUUUACUCCGAAGCCGAUUGGAAUACGACACCCUACGAAGUCGCAGCCGCUAAAGGCGCUCCGGCUGGUCUGGCAUACACUACUGCUAAGGCCUUAGCUGAACGUGCUGCAUGGGAUUUUAUGAAAAGCAACAAGCCCAAUUUUGAUCUCGCAACAAUCAUGCCCCCCAUGGUGUAUGGCCCUAAUAUCAAUGCCACUGCCAGCUUGGCCAAGCUGAAUACCUCCUCUUCUGAUAUUUACCGCCUGAUUUCAUCUCAAACCAAAUCUUCUGAUGAGGUCCCGCAAAAUAUGUUCUGGUCAUUUGUGGAUGUUCGUGACGUUUCAAAGGCCCAUCUUCGUGCCUAUGAGGUUCCUGAGGCCGGCGGCGAACGUUUUUUCGUUUGCACUGGUAACUUCACGUAUCAGCAGUUUGUUGACGCUCUUCGUGAGAGGAUUCCUGAAAUCCAAGACCGUGUGCCUAUCGGGAAGCCGGGCACUGGAGCUGUCCCGUCGAGCGUAUACACCAUUGACAAUACGAAAUCACAGGAGGUCCUGGGUAUUCAAUACCAUGCGCUUGAGGAUACUGUUGUUGAUGCUGCACGUUCUCUUUUGGAACUGGAGAGAAAAUCUGUCUAG